CAAAGACAUAAAACAUUAUCUGGAGUGGCGCUUAUCGGAUUUUGCGGUACGUCUCUUGUUAAGGAUGGGGAAAGGGUAUAAUAAUUAUAUGUGCAAGAAGUUUUUCCACCCAACAAACUUCGAAAACAUAAAGAGAAAGUGGAUGGCUGAACAGGCAAAUGAGUACGAUACGAAAAAGGAACUAGAGAAACUAAAUCAAUAUCGUCGGGAACAAGAAACACUUGAAAACCGUGUCCUUCUAGGUGAUGAAAAAGCUAGGCUAGGCUUAGCAUGGAUGUAUGACCAGCCUGCUUUAAUGGAAAAGGAGCAACCUGACGACAAAGAGGUGAAGUUUGAAUGGCAAAGGAAAUAUUGUGCUCCGAGAGAAAGCUAUUGCAAAAACUCGUCAGAGAUCAUAGAUCAGCCCUUUGCCAUCGAAGUCCGAAACGUACGAUGCAUGCGGUGCAAACAAUGGGGGCACUUAAACACUGAUCGUGUUUGUCCACUUUUUGGUCAGUCUUUCACUAAGGAACCAACAACAAGCGAUAUGAUUGGUCUUGACCAAGUUAAAAGAAAUCUACAAAAAGAGGGGCUUACUUUGAAGCGAGGAACUGAUCUGGACCGUUUUACAUCUGUAUUUAGCAAAGCAAAGAGUGCACUGACCAGUGUCUCAAAGCAAACAUCUGAAGAAGAAGAUUCUCUAGCCAUGGAAUUCCUCAAAAACCUCACCGAAAGACAACGUGAAAAGCUACUAAAGAAGCUUUCGAAGCUUUCAGACAAGUCCCCGAAGCAAAAUCAUAAAUCGAAGCAUAAACAUUCAAGGCGGCAUUGAGAUUAAAUGAAAAGCGGUUCGGAAUGAUUUGAUUCUUUAAGUUGUAUAUACUUUUAAUUAAUCCUUUUAAUUAUAUUGAUCUACGCUAAAAUAUGUAUUUAUCAAGGAUUACUGUUCGAGACAAAUAUUAUUUUAAACAUUGAGACGCGUCAUGCAUGCAAUAUCGUGUAUUCGUUACUGAGACAGACCAGAUAAUAUUCAGCGUUCACAUUCUUUUCAUUAAAUAACGACCAGUGUAGAUAAGAUUAAAUAAUGCGGCAAUUUAGUUGGGACUUUGCUGCAACUACCUAAAGCGGGAUUUGUCCGUGGAUUGUAGAUCCCUUUCGUCCAACAAUGCUAACAUGGAAUUAUUGAAACUAAAUUAAUAGUAGCAACUAUAUGCUAUCUACUUCGCUUAUCGACCGUGUCUAUUUAUGAUUUCACACGACUCACAAGGAAAAUAUGUAAAAUGAAACACGUAGUUACUGAGGUUUUAGCCAACCAGAAAAUCGUAGGGUCGGUCGACAUUUAGUAAA
Messenger RNA from Schistosoma guineensis, 1326 nucleotides. The record is from the annotation of a GenBank genome assembly. NCBI's taxonomy places the organism in Eukaryota, Metazoa, Platyhelminthes, Trematoda, Strigeidida, Schistosomatidae.